CGCGCAACACGGACAUAAGUAUAAUUAUGGCAAUCCGGGAAUAUUCGGACAUUAUGCGAACCAGUGUGGCAUCAUGACUCCGGAAUUCGGCAUUCAAAUGCCAUAGCUCAUUAGUAUGACAUCAUAUUAAGUAACCACUAAAGUCUGAUAUUUCUCUCUGGCAUAUAAAGCGUGCAACAUAUUCCUUCCAAGAUUUCCUGCUCCUCACUUUUUUUCUCUUUCAAAUUUCAGAUACACUUCAACUUUGCAAUGACUGUCAUAUCCUCCAAAUCAUACACCAUCACGGCUGAAGCCACCCGAAUCUUCAAUUCUCUUGUCAAUGACCCCCGCCUUGAUGUCCCAGAGAUUGUGAAGUGUGCGGCCAGACAUGUAACUAUUCAGGCCAGACACGAAGUGCCAUUUUUACCCACUCCAUUAAAGAUGACCGAGUCUUCCACCGCGCUCUGGGCGUACCUUAGUGCCUGGUCGCUUGCCAUAAUGAACGCCCGAUACGGAUUGGACGAGGAAACUGCAGUUGUUGACGCCGAACAGGCUACAUUGUAUCUCUUUUCUUUUGCGCUUGUUCGUUUCAAUGGUGUUCCCAUUCAAGACAAACGCUUUGCCUUGAGAGCCACUCAGUAUGACACGGGCAAAUAUAACGAGCCGUAUCGCGCACUGGCUACCAAUAUCUACCCAACUCGCGACGGAAAGUUCUGCCUGUUACACGGGGGAUUAAACGCGACGCGGAUCUUGCGGAUGGUGGGCAUGCCAGACUCGCAGCCGGAACUCACGCGCGAGGAGGCUAUUGCGGCCCAUACGAAAAAUAUUUCGGAGAAUUUCGACAGCCACUGGCUCGAGAUCACUGCCAACGAAAGAUACCGCCAAUCAAGCACGGUUUGCAACACGUUCGAGGAGUUUUUGGUUUCUGAGCACGGAAAGGCCAUCAAGGAUGACCCUAUCUACAUCGUCAAACAAGUGGAUGCUUCGCUUCCACCUGUGGGUUGGCCAGAAGCCACCAAAGGUAGCGGCAGACCGUUGGAAGGAAUUCGGAUCAUUGAUUUCUCACGUAUUAUCGCAGGACCUGCAAUAACGAAGAUUUGUGCACUUCUUGGGGCCACGGUCAUUCGCAUUUCCUCUAAUCCGCAGCAGCCCGAUGUUGCUGUAUUGAUGUUUGAUGGGAAUUUGGGAAAGCGUGACACCUCCUUAAACAUGAAGUCAGAGGAGGGUAAAGACGCGUUUGAAGCGUUGUUACUAGGAGCCGAUGUGAUCAUGGACGGCUUCCGUCCGGGCUCCUUAGAUCGUUUGGGAUUCACCAGGGACUAUAUGCGUUUGCUUGCUCGUAAGAGAGGUAAGGGACUUAUUCUCGCCCGCGAGAACUGCUACGGCUGGAAAGGGCCACUUCAGCACCGUUCGGGCUGGCAACAGAUAAGCGACUGUCUCACUGGUGUCGCGUGGGCCCAGGGAAAGUUUUUGGGCUUGGACGAGCCGGUUCUUCCGUUGUUGCCUAACGCUGACUACCAGGCGGGGAUUUGUGGAGCCAUAGCCAUUUUGGACGCCAUUUACAAACGCGCCACCUUGGGUGGAUCAUAUACUGUCGACCUGUCGCUUAGUCAGUUUAAUGUCUUCUUCCAGAAGCAGGGUUUGUUACCUGUGGUGGAGCAGGAACGACUCUUGAAGCGGUACGAAGGAGAACUCAGUUUUAGACAUUACGAUGAUGCACUCAGCUUGUCUCAGAAAAUGGCCAAGCUCUUUGCUAAGCAUGAGCCGAAGUUAUUGGAUCCAGAGAAGGUGUAUGCCAAGGCCGAUAGUAACUGGGGAGAAGAAGGGGAAAUUAUGGAAUAUGUCAAGCCGCCAGCCUCUUUUUCCAGCAUAAAGUUGUUUCCGGACGUGGGAACCACUCAAGCUGGAACCUAUUCCCCACAGUGGCCAUAAACCCCAUUAGACUAGUACUUACUAGAAGGGGGUUACUAGAGAAUAUUCAGAUCCAAUUGCUGGGUUCAAAGGAUAUCGUUAAAUUGUAUUUGUUAAAAUUAAACUAAAUAUUAGGUCUAGAAUAUAUGCCAUAUUAAAGAUAGGCC
Molecule: messenger RNA, 2057 nt
Organism: Babjeviella inositovora NRRL Y-12698
Lineage: Eukaryota; Fungi; Ascomycota; Pichiomycetes; Serinales
Exons: 1
Coding region: 250-1911 (553 amino acids)
Molecular function (GO): catalytic activity
Source: RefSeq, a predicted model, not a curated record